Messenger RNA from Cydia pomonella (codling moth), 2660 nucleotides. Its product is annotated as gastrula zinc finger protein xFG20-1-like. Bases 463 to 2559 code for a protein of 698 amino acids. Gene Ontology annotation, biological process: regulation of transcription by RNA polymerase II. The transcript is spliced from 11 exons. NCBI's taxonomy places the organism in Eukaryota, Metazoa, Arthropoda, Insecta, Lepidoptera, Tortricidae. Gene Ontology annotation, molecular function: DNA-binding transcription factor activity; RNA polymerase II cis-regulatory region sequence-specific DNA binding. The record is from RefSeq and is a predicted model, not a curated record.
CUAUGCAAUAAGAAUAACAGUGUUUGAUAAAUGUUAAAUGCAAAUUAUUACAGUAAUAUAAUGAAAUUACAUAUGUAUUAUGUAUGUUUCUAUUUGUACGCUUAAAAAACAGCGAAUUCGACAAAAUCGUACAAAUCAGCCUCAGCAUACAUACAAUAUGGCUCAUAGUGACAGACUCAGGUCGGUCAGACUCUGACACACCACUCAACGUCUUACGGUAGCUAUAUACUGUAGUUAUAUAAAACGGUCGUGCAAAGAAACUUUUAUUUGUGUUAUGCAUCUGGCAACAUUUUGACUGCUACUGCUGCUGUCUCAGUCAGCGCUGUCAGCAGACAGUCACCAUUUUUAUUGAGAAAUGAGUAUUGUUGUGAAUUUAUUUCAAUCGAAGUGGUAUUUAAAAAAAUACCUGUAAUAUGCUUUAGAGAAAUAUAUUUAAACGAAGUGUGGGUUCAAAAAUAAGCUAUGGAUUCGACGCUAUCCUUCUUUAGUCUACCAUUUGUAGACUCCGAGAGUGCUGAAUUGGCACUAAAUAUCAAGAACGUUAAUCCAGACUGUGGUUAUGACGAGCUUCAGUCCAGUUUGCCCUCACACAGUGGCCUGCUGGGUCACGACGACGUGUUGGCCCAGUUUCUGUCCCCGGACGAGCCGCUGGAGGAGCCCGACCUCAACGGCCCCACCACCUUGCACUGCGAGAUAUGUCAGAAAAAGUUUGACAAUGCUAAGAAGUACUAUGGUCAUCUUAGAAUACAUUCCAAGGGCAAUGCUUGGGUUUGUGACAAGUGCCCGGACCAAAAGUUUGCCACUAAGCAGCACCUCAUGAAGCACAGCCUCAGCCACAAACCCCUGGAGCGAGUGUGGCGGUGUCAGCACUGCAGCCUGUCCUUUGAGGCUCUCUGGAGGCUCCAGCAGCAUCUCUUCUCUACCCAUUUGGAGUACAGACCCCACAAAUGUGAUGAAUGUGAAAAGGCUUUCCAUAAAAAAUCUGAUUUAAAGAGGCACAAAGACAUGCAUAGCAAUAUAAAGAAAUUCGCCUGUUCAGUAUGUGAGGUGGAGUUCAAAGACAAGUGCAAUCUCAAGAGGCAUAUGUUGCGGCACACCAAUGAGAAGCCCUACUGCUGUGCAGGCUGUGGCAAUAGAUACAAACAGUUGGCAUCAAUGAAAAGGCACAGCGUAAAGUGCCCCAAAAAUCAGAACAACAUAAAUGCGGAUGCCAAAGUCCGCAAGAACCAUUGCAGAGUGUGCGGCAUGAUGUUUCAGUACAAGAGUGCUUUAUUGGAACACUGCGUCAGGCAACACACGAGCCCCCCCGCCCCCGCGCCGGACCAGCCCCGCCUCGACACCAUCGUCGACGACAUCCUCGCCGCCGAGGACGACUACCUCUCCCUCUCGCACAAUAACCUCCUCAACUACACCCAGAACGAGAUACAAGACAACAAUGAUAACCUCAUGCAUGUCGAAUUCUUAAAAGCGAUGAAUCAGCUCCACAGUCUUGACGAUGAACUGUUUUAUAACGAUUUAGAUUUAGAUAAUUUCCAAGCUUCACAUAUAUUCAACAUGAACACUAAUGAUAUGGACUAUGGAGAUAAAAAUGGAGAAAUCCUCUUUGAUUUCGCUGAUAAUGGGAGGAGUAUGGAUCAAGAUAUAAUGAAUGUACUCUCCGAUGUUACCGUCCCGGAGACAUCUAAGACUGAACCUGAACAAAACCCACCGGUUUCUGUAAACGAAUGCGCGACAAUUUUUGAAAGUGAUGUUGAUUUAGAAGCCAGUACAAAUUUAGCGGCUAAUUUGAAUCAGUUGAUCGGCGAGAAUAAUGUUCAUUACGUUUCAACUGAAGAUGAUGAUACGUUUAUAAUUAGUUUAAACAGUGCUAUAGACGCCGAGCAGUUAACGGAUAUGUUGAAUAUAGGAGUUGAAUUAGUUGAAAAUAAUACUGAAGAAAAAGCGCCAGAAGUAGUACCAGAACUGGAUAAGACUGAUGAUCAAAUAGAUGAUCCUAUUGUAGUGAAAAUUGAAGAGCCUGUACUCAAUAAUGAAGUGCCUAAUAAUAACAAGGAAAAUGUCAUAGUGAAGCCAAAGAUCAAGAAAUGUACUUUAUUUAUAUGCCGGACGUGCAAUAAAGUAUUUAAAAAAAAGGAAAAUUAUAAGUCACACAAAGCGACACACAACCCGGCGCUGCGCGCGCACCGCUGCGGCUCGUGCGGGCUGCGCUUCAGCUACCGCUCCACGCUCAACAAGCACCGCGCCGCGCACGCGCCGCGCCCGCCGCGCCCGCCGCGCCCGCGGCGCUGCCCGCGCGCCGGCUGCCCCAAGGCGUACGACGCGGCGUGGAAGUUGAAAAAUCACAUAGAGCGGGACCACGAAAAGCUGACACCGUACAAGUGUGACAGACAGGGUUGCGGAAAGAAAUUCUACAAGAAAUGCGACUUGCAGAAACAUGAUAGGUUCCACUCCGGCGAGAGACCGUACUCGUGCGACGUCUGCCGGCGCGCCUUCCAGCAGGUCUCGCAUCUCAAACGCCACGUACGGACCGUCGACUGCACUCGGCAUGCACAGCGAUGAUCCUGGAGCUCCGCUAGUUUAUGAUUACUGUUCUUAAGACUAAUAUUGUGAUAAUGCCCUCUUAAUAUGAUAAAUAUGAUUAUUAAACAUAUUUGAACAUU